Molecule: messenger RNA, 1683 nt
Organism: Lasiosphaeria miniovina
Lineage: Eukaryota; Fungi; Ascomycota; Sordariomycetes; Sordariales; Lasiosphaeriaceae
Product: cytochrome P450
Exons: 3
Coding region: 1-1683 (560 amino acids)
Molecular function (GO): monooxygenase activity; iron ion binding; heme binding
Source: RefSeq, a predicted model, not a curated record
AUGGACGUCGGCGGCGUGGUCAUGGCGGCAGCCCUCGUCGUCGUGAGCCUCUAUCUCGUCUUAUACCGGCUGCAGCUCACCAAGACGCACCCAAACGAGCCGCCCAUCGUCGCCUCGCCCAUCCCUUUCGUCGGCCAUCUCUUGGGCAUGGCUGUCCAGGGCGGCAGAUAUGUGAAGGGCCUCGGCCUCCGCAACCGCGGCAAGCUCAUCUUCACGCUACCUGUUCCCGGGUCGCGCAUCUACAUGGUGACGGACCCAUCGCUAGCCGCCGCCGUUCAGCGAGCUUCCAAAGCCCUGUCAUUCACGCCGCUUGUGCCCGACAUCACCAAGCGCGUGCUGGGCCUCGACGCGGCCACCAUCGACAUUGUGCGCAAGAACCUCGACCCCGAGCCCGGCGAGCAACGGGGGUUCCUGGCCGACAUACACGACAUGGUGUACGACUACCUCGGCCCCGGUGACGCUCUCAACCAGCUCAGCUUUGCCGCCGCUACAGAACUCGCCAGCCAGGUCAACACCUAUGCCGCCAGCCUGCCUCUGUCAGAGCAACUUCCCCAGCCGCACGAGCAAGCGGAGGUUCAGGUGAGGACGGUCAACCUGCUUCUCUGGGUUCGCCAUUUUGUCGCCAUUGCUACGGCGCGUUUCCUGUACGGCGAUGACAACCCCAUUGCCGCCCGGCCCGAGCUAGAGGAAGCGUUCUGGGAUUUUGACCACGGGCUCGGCUCGCUACUCAUGAAUGUACUGCCUGCCGUGACAGCACGAAAACCGUACCGCGGCCGCGAGGCCCUGGCCGCUGCCUUCGCCGAGUACCUACGUGCUGGCCGCCACGAAAAGCUCGCCGACAACAGCAUCGUGCGUAAGCGAGUUGCUAUUGCGCUGGCGCAUGGUUGUACGCUCGAGGCUGCCGCUCGCUCAGAAGUCUCGUUCCUCUUCGCCGGCAUCGUCAACACGGCCACGACCACCUUCUGGGUUGUGCUGCAAAUAUUUGCCAGUGCAGGGCUGUUGGCAGAGGUGAGAGAGGAGUUAUGGGCUGCUUAUACCACCACCACUACUGUCGUGGAAAAGGGGGAGACAGGGGAUGACGAAGAGGAAGAAGAGUUGUUGAGCCUCAGUCUCGACGAUGUCAAGACACGCUGCCCGACCCUGCUCGCCGUCUUCCGCGAGUGCCUCCGCCUCGGCUCCGACAACUACUCGACGCGGCUGGUCAAGACGGACACGGCACUCGCUGGCGGCCGAUUCCAUCUCCAGGCUGGAAGUGUCGUGCAGAUUGCCGGCGGCGCCAUUCAUGCCGACAAGACCAUCUGGGGCCCAGACGCAGACAAGUUCAAUCCUGGGCGCUUUGCGAAGCUCCAACAACAACAACAACAACAACAACAAACGCAAACGCAAGCAGGAGGCGGAGGCGGAGGUGGAGGCAUCCACCCUGCCGCGUUCCGUGCAUUUGGCGGCGGCAAGACGCUCUGUCCCGGUCGCCACUUUGCCACGCACGAGAUCCUCGCCUUUGUGGCCAUGAUUGUGCUGACAUUUGACCUCGAGGCGCCUCCAGGCACGGCGGCGGGGGCGGCCAUCGUCGUGCCCGGCAAGGAGGACGGAGUGCUGCCCGUGCACAUCCUCGAGCCCAAGAAGGACGUGCAUGUUGUAGUGCGUCGAAACAUAUGCGGGAAGAAGGGGAGAGACAGGGACUGA